AUGGAUCGGAUUGAGCCUGUGGAGGACGCGAAUGCCCGAGGAGAUGCCCCAGCGCAAACAUCGUCCAGGGAGCCAUCCCCAGAGGCCUCGUUUUCACGACCACCACUGGCUCCGUCGCGUCCACGGGCUCUUUCCAACCGUACGCGCCGUCCCAGCAUCCGGCUGUCGCGCCUCCCGUCCAUCUCCUCAUUGGACACCGUCAACACCCAGCACCCCCAACAGUCGCAACCUGAGACCCAACCAGGCCCUUCCCUUACCCGCCAGGUAUCAAUUAGAUCGCCCGUGAAGGAGGAAGAUGAAUCAUGGCAGACUGGUCGACGACGCAGCAAUUCCGAGCCUCGUCCAGGGCGAUGGUCCUCGCCGGACGUUCUCUCCCGGGUGGCAACUCCCUUACACAUGAUGCCUCUCUCUGAAGAAUCUCCCCAACCCACCCCACCGGUACCCUCGUUAUCAGCAUUGGAGGCGGAGCCAACUCCUCUUGCGGAGCUGGAGCAACCUCCGACUGUUGUGACACGCCCGGCUUCCCGGAAUGUGUUGCGACGAACGAGCCAAGCUGCCCUCAACCGAUUUUCUCGCAAUCGGGCGUCGACUGUCACAGGUGUGCCACCAACGCUCUCGGCACAGCAGGAACAGCAACGAGCGAAUGAGUAUGGCCCUCAUGUGGUCGACGUGCUGGACGUGAUCGAUCCCGAGGUGUCUGCUCUCUCAACCCUCACCAAUGUGCAGAACUCCCUGUUCAUUCCUAAUUUGGGUGGGUUCAUCAACCGUAUGCCCACCUACACCCUCACGCGAGCUCCUCCUUCGGAUGAAGAACAAGGAACUACCAGCGAUGAAGGGGAGGUCUCGGAAGAUUCUAAGCUCAAGGAGCGGCCGGCCCUGGAACACUUGCGCCCCUUUUCUAGCAUGUCGUCCGUGCUUGCGGAGCCGCGGUAUGCCGUCCUUCCCGAAGGACAUGAGUUGGAAAGCUGGACCCGUGAAGACUUUAUUGAACUGAAUGACCACGUCCGCCACAUGCUUCACUCUCGUCGAUCCAAGUUCAAACGAGCAAUGCGAGGCUUCGGACAAUAUGUGCGGAAGCCCCUGGGGUUUCUCGUCACCCUCUAUGCGACCCUCAUCACGCUGUUUGGUCUCGCAUGGGUCCUUUUCUUGAUCGGCUGGAUUAAUGUUGGCGGCCGACAACUAUAUGUCAUCAAUGUCAUCGAUAAUGUCCUAGUGGCCUUGUUCGCCAUCAUGGGUGACGGAUUAGCUCCCUUCCGAGCUGUGGAUACCUACCAUAUGAUCUAUAUCGCACACUAUACAUUCCUGACCUGGAAGAUCCGUCGCAAGCGAAAACUUCCAGACCUCAAGGAUAAGAAUGACCUUCCUGUUCAGGGGGAAAAGGACGCGGAUGUCGACUUCGGUGACACUCCCAAAGAAGACGAACAUGAAUACUCGGUCCUUGACGCACGUCAGCAGCUGCGGUUGAUGCACCACCAGACCAAGUUCGCCAAGUCUCACACGUUCUAUAAACCCCACGAAACCAUGACCCAUCAUGCGUUCCCACUUCGCAUCUUGGUGGCCAUUGUUGUCUUACUGGACUGUCACUCCCUGCUGCAGAUGGCUCUGGGUGCCUGUACCUGGAGUAUGGAAACCCCCGGACAGCGGCCCUUCGCUCUGACUACUGUCAUCCUGUGCUGUUCAAUUACUUGCAACAUCUCUGGUGGCGUUCUCAUCAUGAUUGGUGACCGACGGACACGUAAGAAGGAGAUCGUGGAACGCCUGUUCCGACAGCAGUUAACUGAAGAAGCGAUGAAGAAGAUGGAGAAGCGAAAGGUCAAGGAGGAAGAGCGUCGCAGCAUGCAAGUCGAUCGUCAGGAGCCCUACAAUGGCACGUAA
Messenger RNA from Penicillium macrosclerotiorum, 1875 nucleotides. RefSeq names its product DUF2985 domain-containing protein. Bases 1 to 1875 code for a protein of 624 amino acids. The transcript has 4 exons. The record is from RefSeq and is a predicted model, not a curated record. NCBI's taxonomy places the organism in Eukaryota, Fungi, Ascomycota, Eurotiomycetes, Eurotiales, Aspergillaceae.